This is a messenger RNA of Protobothrops mucrosquamatus (brown spotted pit viper), 4341 nucleotides long. RefSeq names its product R3H domain containing 1 (gene R3HDM1). The record is from RefSeq and is a predicted model, not a curated record. Gene Ontology annotation, molecular function: nucleic acid binding. The transcript is spliced from 24 exons. The coding region runs from base 22 to 3312 and encodes 1096 amino acids. Lineage: Eukaryota; Metazoa; Chordata; Lepidosauria; Squamata; Viperidae.
UUUUUAAAAUAACCCUUUCUAAUGAGGAUGACUGAUACGAUUAGAGUAAAGGAGGAAGGUGAUACAAUGAAAUGUUCAGAAGCCGAAUUAAAAGACAAUACUGCAGUGGAACACUUCAUAAGAUCAGAAAGUCAAGAGCAAAUUCAAGCAGAAAAGGUUGAAAAAUGUACCGAUAAUAAAAAUGAUGUACAGCGGCCAGUGCAGUCUUUUGGACAGACAGGAAAAAGGUCAAAGUCAAGUACAAAAUUAAAGCUAGUUCGGAGCCUGGCUGUGUGUGAAGAAUCUCCUCCACCUCCCACAGCUGAACUUUCGCAGGACAUCCAGGAAAAAAAUCAGAUCCAGUUAACACAGUUAUUUGAAAAGGAAGAGAAACCCUCGAAAGAUGAAGCUGAAAAGGAGAAGUCUGAUAAAUUACCCAGGAAAAUGUUAUCAAGAGAUUCUAGUCAAGAGUAUACGGAUUCAACUGGUAUAGAUCUACACGAGUUUUUAGUUAAUACAUUGAAAAACAAUCCCAGGGACAGAAUGAUGCUGCUGAAAUUAGAACAGGAAAUCUUAGAUUUCAUUGGGAAUAAUGAAAUCCCACGGAAAAAAUUCCCCCCAAUGACCUCGUACCAUAGAAUGUUAUUGCACAGAGUAGCUGCUUAUUUCGGCCUGGAGCACAACGUGGACCAGAGUGGGAAGUCAGUGAUCGUGAAUAAAACGAGCAGUACCAGAAUACCUGACCAGAAGUUUUGCGAACAUAUAAAAGAUGAAAAAAGUGAAGAUUUUCAAAAACGGUACAUCCUUAAACGAGAGAAUUCUAGUCUAGACAAAGAUGAUAAUCAGAUGCGAAUACGAUUAAAAGAUGACAGAAGAAGCAAAUCUAUAGAAGAGCGAGAAGAAGAGUACCAGAGAGCUAGAGAACGAAUAUUUGCACAAGAUUCGCUGUGUUCCCAAGAGAAUUAUAUUAUUGACAAAAGAAUUCAAGAGGAUGAAGCCAACAGUACCCAGCAAAGGCGACAGAUAUUUAGAAUCAACAAGGAUGCUUCAGGGAGGUCGGCAAACAGUCUCCAGAGCAGUACAGACAACGAGCUAAAGUACUCAGAACCCCGUCCAUGGAGCAGCACAGACUCGGAUAGCUCUCUUCGCAGUUUGAAGCCCCCUGUGACCAAAGCCAGCAGCUUCAGUGGGAUCUCUGUUCUGACAAGAGGCGAUAGCACAGGAAGCAGCAAAAGCACUGGCAGGCUAUCCAAAACAGGUUCAGAGUCUUCUAGUAGUGUAGGGUCAUCCACGGGUUCUCUUUCUCACACCCAGCAACCUCUUCCAGUCACAGCUCUCAGCCAGCCUUCUCAUGGCACAUCUGCCGUCUAUCCAACUAUCAGCACUAGUAGCUCUCUUUCCUUUGAUGGUGGCAUAAGUGGGCAAGUGGCGUCUUCUAGUGGUAGCUUCUUUUUGCUUCCCUUGGAAGCGGCAGGCAUACCACCUGGAAGUAUUCUGAUCAACCCUCAAACAGGUCAGCCAUUCAUUAAUCCAGAUGGCACUCCAGUUGUGUAUAAUCCUCCAAUGCCUCAACAACCAAUUAGAAACCAAGUGCCUGGACCUCCUCAGCCGCCGCCACCUCCCAUACCACCUCAGCAACAGCCAGCAACCAAUCACAUCCUCUCACAGCAAGACAACCUAGGAUCCCAACUUAGCCAUAUGAGUCUCUCCCGACAGCCAUCUGGAGAAGCUGCCGAUCCUCAUGCCAACAUGUUCCAGUCUACAGUAGUCCUCCAACCGCCACAGCAAUCUGGUUUUAUCAUAGCAACGGCCCCACCGCCGCCGCCCCCACCGCCGCCGCCCCCACCGCCGCCACCUGGCCAACCUACUCCUAACUACAGUGGAUCCAGCCACCCUGUUAACCAGCAAGUUCUUCAGCAACAGGGAUAUAUGCAGCAACCAAUGCCACAGAUGCCAGCCUGUUACUGUGCUCCAGGCCAGUAUCCACACUCCAGUCAACAAUAUCGGCCAGUUACUUCAGUUCAUUACAACACACAGCAAAACCAGCCACUGCCACAGCCUGCUCAACAGACAGGUUACCAAGUUAUGCCUAGCCAGCAGCAAAACUACCAGGGUUUAGUUGGUGUCCAGCAGUCACAAAACCAAAAUCUAGUUGGAGGCCAACCCAACAACAUUGGAAAUCAGAUUCAAGGAGUACUUGUUCCAUAUCCUCCCAUGCCAUCUUAUCAAGUCUCCAUGGCUCCAGUUUCCCAAGGACUGUCCCAACAAACAUAUCAGCAGCCAGUGGUUAUUCCCAGUCAGUCAAACCAAGGACUCCCCACAUCAGGAAUGCCCGUUUAUUAUAGCGUCAUUCCAUCUGGACAGCAGAAUAAUUUAAGCUCUUCAGUGGCAUAUCUUCAACCUCCAGGGUCAGAGCAGAUACAGUUUCCUAGAACAACAUCACCUUGUAAUUCCCAACAGCUCCAAGGACAACAGUGUGCAGCACCACCCCCCAGUGGAGGAAUGGUAAUGAUGCAGCUCAAUAUUCCCAAUAAUCCUCAGCCUCGGCCCCAUUCCCCUCCUCAGUGGAAGCAGAAUAAAUAUUAUUGCGAUCAUCAAAGAGGGCAGAAAUCGACAGAGUUUGGUUCAUUGGACAGUUGCCCACAGCUGCAACAUAGUCCACAAAUAGGUAGCCCUGCCCCAUCUCCAGCCCAGUCACCGGCACCAACUCAGCUCUCAAACAUGAAGAACAUCCGUCCCACUUUAACACCUCUUCCUCUUGUGCCCCCAUUCUCACGACAUUUCGUUCCAGGACAAGGAGAUGCCAGAUAUCCUCUACUUGGCCAGCCUUUGCAGUACAAUCCUUCUCUGCCACAUGGGCACAUAGCAGGUCCACAGUGUCAACCAGGAAACAGACAUGGAAAUAGAGGAAGAAAACCAGCUAAAAAGGCUGUUUCAGCUGAUCUUGGUGCGGGAGAACCAGUUAUAGGAAAAGUUUUGGAAAUUACUGAACUGCCAGAAGGAAUAACUCGUGUAGAAGCUGAAAAAUUGUUUGUGGAACUUCUUAAAGUCGGUGCCAAGAUUCGAUGGCUACGAGACCCUCCAUUGGUGCAGGUGCAUCAGCCACACCAACACCACCAUCGCUACUGUGGGAGCGGAGAUAGCAACGUAAACACGGAACCCUCCAAACUUAGUGACUUGGCAUCCACAUAUACAGUUCUGGCAACGUUUCCCACCAUGUCUGCAGCCCAAAAUGCAUUGAAGAAACAAAGUAACUCACUGAACAAGUUUAGGUUGAGAACAAGCAAGAAACAUUACGACUUUCACAUCCUGGAAAGAGCUAGUUCUCAGUAACGGUUACGGCACUGAACAUUCAGCCUUUAUUACUUCCAUGUCCUUAUCUCUCUUCUACUUGAUUGGCUUGAUGUUUAUGUUUUUUUUUUGUUAUUGUCUUCAUAAAACCCCUUGGAUGUCAGACACCAGUAAAGUCUUUUAAGAAUUAAACUCAGUGAUCCCGGAGAAGAUACAGGGGGGGGAAAUUAAGUAAAAUCAUCAACUUACAAAACAGAGCUGUGAUAAGAUAAAACGGACAGUCAGCCUUCUGUAAUGAAUGCUAUUAAAGAUCCCCUUUUGUAAUACUUUUGUUUUAUAUUUCCAAAUUCUUGUACCAGAUCCAAAGCUUUGUUGUACACCAAACUUUUAUUCACAAGGAAGAACCAUAUUCUUACCUGCAUUUUGUAAUCCCUUUGUAUAAAGCCAGCACGCUUCUCUCCGUUUAAGAGCAGGGAACUGGGGUGGGAAAAGAAAGAGGGAAGAGCUUCAAGGGAAUUACACUCUUUCUAGCCCAAUAUGCAAAAGGCAAAGAAAUUAGCUGAUUUUUUUCCCUCCCUUUUCUUCCUCUCCAAGAUAACAAGAGUCCUACAGUAACUACUGAAGACCUUCUCCACCCCUUCCCUUUCUAGAUUUCUUUAGGAAAUGUGAAUGGUAGCUGCCAAUAAAUUCUACUUUUGAGCGUCUUAUUUCUAUUCCAACAGAAUAAAUAUUAAAAAGGAACAAAAAUGACCAUCACCAACGAUUUUAACUGGAACCCAUUAGUUUUCGGUUAACGGUAAAAAGGUGACUCUCCAAAUGGUAAAAAGUUUGCACUUUAAUUGUGUUCCCAUCAAUAUGUUUAUUUCUUUACUUUUUUUUUUACUGUAAGAGUGAUCACAUUUGAUAAGUGCUGGAAACUUCUUAAGUGGUUUAGAUAUGUUUUUUUUUUCAUCAUUUGUAGAGGAUCACUGGACAUCAAACGAUUCAUUGCACAUAUAAAGGAGACACCUUUUUCAAUUUAUGUAUAAUUUGCAAGGCUGUACAAUGUGUGCUGAUGCAAGUUUGGGAAAA